AUGCAAUCUUUUAUUUCGGCCAUUAAAACGUUAGCAGUGCAUUGUAACUUCAGUGAUUUAGAAAGACAAUUGCGUGACAGACUGGUGUUGGGAGUUAGAGAUGUGCGUUUGCGGCGUGAAUUACUAAAAACUGACAAUUUAACAUUCGCGCAAGCCGUAAGCCGAAGCGUUCAAUAUGAGCAAACUGUGAGCGACCUUUACCCGCAAGCUGCGAGUACCUCAACACCUCCGGAGACCAAACCAACAACGAGCACAAGUACAUCUGAACCUAUGGACACCAACUUAGUUAACGUCGGCUCGCACAAGCGCGAGUCUGCCUGUCGUCACUGCGGGGCGAAUCAUAACCCUAGAGGCUGUAAAUUUGCUAGGGCAAACUGUAACUACUGCAAGAAGGUGGGCCAUACGGUUGCCGUAUGUUGGAAUCGAAAUAAAAAGAAAAUUAAUCUGGUUGAAGUUGAUGAACUGGAUGACAGUAAGGAGGAUUUCGCCUACAUGAAUGAAAUCCUGCAAGUACAUGUUAAGUCAAGUAUUGAACAAGCUAGUAGCAAGAUCUUCACUAUAAUUAAGUUGUAUGACAAAGAAGUUCAGUUUGAAGUAGACUCAGGGGCGGCACGAACCGUCAUCUCAUAUGAAACAUGGAGAAACAUGCAGUUCAAUGUGAAAUUGGAAGAAGCCAAAAUAAACCUUAUCAGCUGGGGUCAGCAUCCAAUUAAACUGAAGGGACUGGCUAAAGUUAAAGUUGGAUAUAAAGGGCUUGAACAUGAAUUAACAAUAAUUGUUGCCAAAGACAAGGGACCUAAUAUUUUGGGAAGAGAUUGGUUUGCGCCAUUGGGAAUACAAGUGGAAGGAAUCUGUUGGACAAGUCAAGUACCAGAAGAACUGCAAUUAAAAUACCCCAAAGUAUUUAGUGACCAACUGGGUUGUUACACGGGGCCACCUGCAAAACUAAUUCUGAAGAGUGAAGCUCAACCAAAGUUUCUGAAAUGCCGACCUAUUCCUUAUGCUCUUAAAGAAGAAGUGAAAACCGAACUGAAGCGUCUUGAGGCAAUAGGUGUGUUGACUCCUGUAAGAUAUUCUGAUUGGGCUACACCACUCCGCAUUGUGAGGAAGGAAGAUGGAACCUUGAGAAUAUGUGGCGAUUACCGUUCAACAGUUAAUAUCUCAAUAAACUGUGAUGUUUAUCCACUGCCAACAUCAACGGAAGCGUUCCAAUUACUAUCUGGGGGUAAAAUAUUUUCAAAACUGGACCUGAAGCAAGCUUAUACACAGAUGUUAGUAGAUAAGGAAUCUGCAGAAAUUUUGACAUGGAAUACCCCGUUAGGACUGAUGAAAGUAAACCGAUUACCUUUUGGGGUCAGUGCAGCACCAGGAAUAUUUCAACAAGUGAUGUCAAGUCAAUUUGCUGACAUGGUUGGUGUCGCUGUUUUGUUAGAUGACAUUGUAGUGACAGGCACUGAUGAGGCUGAACAUGCUGCAAGGCUAGCUAGGGUACUUCAGCGUAUUCAAGAGCUUGGGUUCACCAUAAACAUUAACAAGUGUCAAUUCUCUGUGCCAUCAGUGACAUUCCUCGGCUAUGUUCUUGAUGCAAAGGGCAUACACCCUUGCCCAAGAAAGAUUAAGGAAAUCCAGGAGAGACCAAGCCCUUCAGAUCUGAAACAGCUCCGUGCAUUCUUAGGCCUAGUCAAUUUCUAUGAAAGGUUCUACAGAGCUAAGGCAGACAUCUUAGAGCCUCUGCACCAGCUUCUGAAGAAAAAUAUGAGUUGGAAGUGGGGAGAGAUAGAGGAAGAUGCGUUUAAGAAAGCUAAACAGCUGUUAACCUCUGAUUUGACACUUGUGCAAUUUGACAAGAAUAAGGAGGUAAUUCUCACUUGUGAUGCCUCGGAAUAUGGCGUUGGAGCCCUGAUAAGUCAUGUUUUUGAUGAUGGUCAAGAGAAACCAAUUGCAAUGGCUUCACGAACUAUGCAGCCGCAUGAAAGGAAUUACAGCCAACUGGAUAAGGAGGCCCUGGCUAUUAUCUAUGCACUAAAGAAGUUCCGAGAGUACCUGGUUGGUGUGAAAUUUACCAUAGUUACAGACCAUAAGCCGCUAAUUGGGCUCUUGAACCCAAGGAAGCCAAUUCCAGACCAAAUCUCUCCACGUCUGCUGCGCUGGUCACUGAUUUUAGCUAGUUACAAUUAUGACAUAUUGUAUAAGCCAGGCCAAGUAAUUCAGAAUGCUGAUGGAUUAAGCAGAUGGUGCAGUCCAGACCCUGUGCAAGAGGAAGCUCCUUUGCCAGAAGUGUUACUCCUUGAACAAACACCAGAAGGGUGGACAGUUUCUGUUGACGACAUUGCCAGUGAAACUAAGAAGGAUGAGCUGUUAAAAAAGGUUGUGUUUUUUGCCUUACAUGGGUGGCCAUCAGAGAGCAAUGACCGCACGUUGAUGCCCUACAUACAAAGGAAAGAUGCCAUUUCAGUUAGCAAAGAUUGCUUACUGUUUUCAAAUAGAGUCAUAAUACCAGAGAAGUUGCAGGAUCAAGUGUUAAAGAUAAUACAUGCACCGCAUGCUGGUAUGGUACAAUCGAAAGCCUAUGCACGAGCGUAUGUUUACUGGCCAGGCAUGGACGCCGACAUUACUGAAAUUGUUGAGCGAUGCGAACCCUGCCAGUUGACUCGCAACAAUCCACCAGCAACAUUCAGAGAAUGGCCUAUGCCCGAGAAAGCAUGGCAACGCCUGCACAUUGACUUUGCCGGCCCAUUCAUGAACAAGACGUUCUUGAUACUGGUGGACGCAUACUCCAAAUGGCCAGAAAUAGAAGUAAUGUCUAGCAUGUCUAGCGCACAAGUGAUACAGUCGCUAAGGAAGAUUUUUGCUGAACAGGGAUUGCCCGACUUACUAGUAUCAGACAAUGGAACUGCUUUUGUCUCUGAUGAAUUUGAAACUUUUUUGAAGAGGAAUUCCAUACAACAUGUAACUUCACCACCUUAUCAUGCAAAUUCUAAUGGACAGGCCGAGCGCACGGUGCAGACAAUUAAGAACAAAAUCAAGCGUCAGAGUGAUAUACCAUGGCCGGAAAGAGUUGCAAAACUCCUGUAUCACUUAAGAACAACUCCCAGUACAGUAACCGGGAAGACUCCGGCAGAACUCCUAAAUAACAGGAAGUUUAGAACAGCUUUAUCAACAUUGCAUCCUGAUUCCAAUCAUAGCAAAAAGUUUGUCCAAGCAUCAGGUACGGCCCUGAGACAAUUUUCGAUUGACCAAAAAGUAUACAUUAGAAAAUAUAACAAUAAUAUGGAGAAAUGGAUGAAGGGAAUGGUGGUGAAACGGAGUAGUGAAACAAUAUAUGAAGUAAGAGGUGAAGAUGGGGUGGUAUAUCGGCGGCAUGUGGAUCAAAUCAGAGCGAGGAAAGAUAACAGCCCGGACCAGAACUCGGAGACUGAGCUCCCACAAGACCCCAUGGGGAGUACACCAGAGAGAUGGGUCAGGGAUCUGUCACAGGAGCGUGAUCCGCCCAUUGUGAUACCACCUGAAAGUGAAUGGAGGGAUAUAAUUGGAUUCUGA
Cydia strobilella is the source of this 3540-nucleotide messenger RNA. RefSeq lists its product as uncharacterized. The record is from RefSeq and is a predicted model, not a curated record. Lineage: Eukaryota; Metazoa; Arthropoda; Insecta; Lepidoptera; Tortricidae. Gene Ontology annotation, biological process: DNA integration. Gene Ontology annotation, molecular function: nucleic acid binding. The transcript has a single exon. Bases 1 to 3540 code for a protein of 1179 amino acids.